Messenger RNA from Ceratitis capitata (Mediterranean fruit fly), 1207 nucleotides. Its product is annotated as RING finger protein 121. Lineage: Eukaryota; Metazoa; Arthropoda; Insecta; Diptera; Tephritidae. The transcript has 6 exons. Gene Ontology annotation, molecular function: metal ion binding; ubiquitin protein ligase activity. Bases 177 to 1136 code for a protein of 319 amino acids. Gene Ontology annotation, cellular component: endoplasmic reticulum membrane; Golgi membrane. The record is from RefSeq and is a predicted model, not a curated record.
GACCUCUCAAUUUUAUGCAAUUAUUGUGAAUUUUACCAGAACCUAAUCCGUUUUGUACUUUGUGACACGUUAAAAAAUAGAAUUUUACUAAAAAAUCUGUCAUAAAUGUUUAGAAACUAGUUCUAAAAUAGAAAGGAUAGUAAAUAGCUAGUUAAGAACCCGUGGCUUUAUUAAAAAUGGAUCCCAUGGCGUUGCAUGCACCUGUGGACUUCAACAAAUCAUUAGAGGAAAUGACACCAGAGGAAAGGAUGCGUGCUGAACAUCAACUGAUGCAUGAAAAACACAAAGGUCAUGAGGCAAUGCAUUCCGAAAUGGUACUUGUAUUACUCAUAACACUUAUUGUGGCACAGGUUAUAUUAGUUACAUGGAAGCAACGUCACUAUAAAUCCUAUGCGGCAACGACACUAGUCGCGAUGUGGUUAAUACCGAUGGGAAUAUCGAUCAGUUACAGUUUUAUACGAUUUAUUGUCAUUUGGAUAUUAUUCUCGCUAUUAACUGCAUUCGUUAUCAGAAAAGCGGUUAGCAAACCUAUAGAGCGCACAACACCAAGAUUAGUGUACAAAUGGUUUUUACUUAUAUAUCAGAUUAGUUAUAUCCUCGGCAUAGGCGGCUAUAUUGUGAUGAUGGCUACAUUUAUAGGUUUUAAUUAUAUUUUCAAUCAAGGUCCUAACGUAUGGAUGGACACGGGCUUAUUACUCGUGUUUUACGGUCUUUAUAUUGGCGUAUUGGGCCGUGACAUAUCUGAAAUUUGUUCGGAAAAAAUGGCUGUACAAAUUGGAUAUUACACUCCACAAGGCAUACCCACACGUCAUCUAGAUAAUAAUGUAUGCGCAAUUUGUGGGAAUCAGCUUUUGGUGAACGUCAAAGAAGAGGGUCUCUUUGAAAACACCUAUAAGUUAACUUGCAAUCAUAUUUUUCACGAAUUCUGCAUUCGUGGUUGGUGUAUUGUGGGUAAAAAGCAAACUUGUCCUUAUUGCAAGGAAAAAGUGGAUCUCAAAAGAAUGUUUCGUAAUCCUUGGGAACGGCCGCAUGUACUAUAUGGACGAUUACUAGAUUGGAUUAGAUGGCUUGUCGCUUGGCAACCGCUUAUUUUCUUCAUUGUACAAGCAAUAAAUUGGGCCUUAGGUUUAGAAUAAUAGUGGACACAAAGUUUCUUCUAGUCAUUAGAUAAUUAAAAUAAAAUAAAAACAUCAAACUGAACCAAUAA